GGCGGAAGCAGACACUAGGUGGCAGUACGGCAUCACACAACGUUGAAUUAAGUCCAAGAAGAAGUAGUCGAUAUGGGAGAGACACCUUGGCGCCCACCACGGGCAUGCGACGUCUACUGGGCUGAAUUCAAACACUGUAAAAGUUUGCGCAACCGUUUCCAUCACUACUACGCCUAUGGGACGUCACCCGUCUGUCUGCAGUGGAAAGACGACUACGAAGCCUGCAGAGAGUGGGAGAGUAAUCACAGUCCACACGCCAAGGCAAGUGUCUUUCAAAGGGAGCUGGUGAUGUCCGGCAACAUGAGCAACAACAACCACUGGUGACUAGAUGCGGCAGUGUCCAGUGAUGCAGCACGCAAGAUCUUCUGCAAGGAGCAAACACUGCUUCUCCUUCAUCUCAGAUGACACGACGCAUAUGUACACUGGUACAUUUUAUAUAAAACACUUUAGAGGCAAGAAUACUGAUUUGUUUUUAAGUCGAAUGCUAGUUGCUGCACCAACAGAGAAAUAUUAUUACUAUGGCAACCAGCAAUAGGAAUGCCUACUGCUGACUUCAUAGUACAGCAACUGGUGAACAUAGCAUAAUAAAGUUUAAGACAUCUUUAGGCAGACUGACAGCAUUUCCAUUGCAUGUUUUUUUUUUUACAACACAGACACAUCUGAUGGCUGUUCUCAGACCGUAUCCCAUUUAUCUUGCGACAUCACUCAUUUAUUUGUCCAUUUCAUGGUUUAUCUGAUUACAAUUCAACAUCAACAAGCUACCUUUUGUUAAAGCUACCUUGUUGUAAAAGGUACUGUUAAAAGUACCUUUUGUUACCUUUUUGUUUUUGCCCUUUGGUUUGAUAUAGGCUGCCUACCUGUAGA
Molecule: messenger RNA, 864 nt
Organism: Hemibagrus wyckioides
Lineage: Eukaryota; Metazoa; Chordata; Actinopteri; Siluriformes; Bagridae
Gene: lg07h22orf39
Product: linkage group 07 C22orf39 homolog
Exons: 3
Coding region: 73-324 (83 amino acids)
Source: RefSeq, a predicted model, not a curated record